Molecule: messenger RNA, 1658 nt
Organism: Hyla sarda
Lineage: Eukaryota; Metazoa; Chordata; Amphibia; Anura; Hylidae
Product: beta-crystallin B1-like
Exons: 7
Coding region: 129-758 (209 amino acids)
Biological process (GO): visual perception; lens development in camera-type eye
Molecular function (GO): structural constituent of eye lens
Source: RefSeq, a predicted model, not a curated record
AGGGGCUGUCCCACCUGGGGGACCCUACCUGAACGUUGUGACUCUGACUUUGGGGACCACCAUACAAGGACUCCGCUGUUUGUGACUUUUUACUCUGACAUUACAAAUAUUUCAUAAAGAUUUCCAAGAUGUCUCACACCGGAGCUCAAGGAAGCAUUGGUAGCCAUUCAUCUUUGGGGCUGCAGAAUUACAAGCUGAUUUGCUAUGAAUAUGAAAAUUUCCAAGGCCGCAAAGUGGAAUUCAACAGCGAGUGCAGAAACUUGUGUGACCGAGGCUUCGACCAUGUGAAGUCCAUUCGAGUGGAAGCUGGGCCAUGGGUCACUUUUGAACAGAAAGAUUUCACUGGAGAGAUGUUCAUUCUGGAGAAAGGAGAAUACCCCCGCUGGGACUCCUGGUCUAACUGCUUCCGUUCCGAUAGGAUCAUGUCCUUGAGACCAGUCCGUAUGGACACUCAGGAUUAUAAGAUCUCCCUCUAUGAAUGUAUCAAUUUCGAGGGUAGGAAGAUGGAGGUCUGUGAUGAAGAUAUCCCCAGUUUGUGGUCCUAUGGAUUUCAGGAUAGAGUCGCUAGUGUUCAGGUCCUUGGAGGAACAUGGGUUGGAUACCAAUAUCCUGGUUACAGAGGUUAUCAAUACUUAAUGGAAUAUGGACCAUACAAGCACUGGAACAACUGGGGAGCCAAUCAGCCCCAAAUUCAGUCUAUCCGCCGAGUAAAGGACAUGCAGUGGUACAAGAGAGGAAAUUUUGAAGUUGGAAACUAAGAAAGCAUCGAGGAAAAGACACAUAACCUGACUGACAGAAGAAAGGGACUUGUUUCUUUUUAAUCUUUGAACCAUUCUCUGUUUAUUGGUGAGAGAGAUACGAUUCUUACUUUAUUCAUUCGUCCACAAAGUCAUUUAUAUAUUAAGGGUAUUUUCUGGUUAUGUAAGAGUUUAGGUUCUAUCGGUAAUAGAAUAUUUUUGCCUCUUCAGAUCUUCACGUUCUUCUAGCUACUACUCCACCAGUUACCCCCUACUGCUGCUUCUACUGUAUAUAAUGGGGUAACUUAGCAGGUUCAUCCUUGUUUACAUGGAAUCAUCCAAGGGGAAUGAAGGGGAUGUAGAAUGUACCACCUUUAUGCCUGAGAACUGGUUAUAUGAUAGUAACUAAACUCAUACAUUUUAGACUCAGUAUCAUAAGUUUUUAUGGAUAUUUUGCUCUGCCCCUGUGUGACUAGGUCAUCUAGUCUGACAAUAUCUAGUGUCGGCUAAAAUAAGGAUAUGCUAACAGAAGAAAGGUUGGGUCAGUUUCAGCAUAACCCUAUAGUCUAUUUUAUUACAAAUAUAGAUUAUUUCUCAGACUUCAGACUUAGUGAAUAGCAUUGUACAACACAGUGCACAAUGUCCACAGCUGACUCAGCUAUAGACUACAACAAGCCCUCUCUCUCCCCAAUAAUAUGAAAUAUCCAGAAGAUCUGCCUUUAUCGAGGGUGGGAACAUAUGGGCACUGUCAUCCUUCUCAGGGAGAAACAAGUCUUGUUUUUACUACACAAAAACCUCAUCGAACAAAUGCACAGCAUUAAACUGUUCAGUGUUCCUUUCCAAAGCACUGUCCAUCCAAACGCAGCUUUGCCAAACCACCAAUACGUGUGUCAAACUCUUUGCAGUCUAACAAAAAAUAAA